GCCAACAAUUCUCCCAUUUUGUUUUUGCUUCGAUUGGUGUCUGGUUCAGCGCUGAUCGUUUGUGAGUGUUAAGAACGAUUAACUCGACCAGGAAGUGAAAUAAACUGAUAAAAUCAUGUCGACCAUGAAGGAGAAUCCCGAGAAACCCGGACAGGAGACCGCUCCGAUCCAUCGUAUCCGUAUCACGUUGACCUCCCGUAACGUGCGUAGCUUGGAGAAGGUCUGCUCAGACCUUAUCUCUGGCGCCAAGAAGCAAUCGCUUCGCGUCAAGGGCCCGGUCCGUAUGCCAACUAAGACCCUGAGAAUCACCACCAGAAAGACACCUUGUGGUGAGGGUUCCAAGACUUGGGACAGGUUCCAGAUGAGGAUCCACAAGCGCGUCAUUGACUUGCAUUCCCCAUCUGAGAUCGUCAAGCAGAUCACCUCUAUCUCCAUUGAACCUGGUGUAGAAGUUGAGGUCACCAUCGCCGACCCUUGAACGCAUUUCUUUUUAAGACCAAACUUCUUUUGUACACAUUAGAAGAAUUUCAUAAUAAAAAGAAAUAAGAUACAAAAAAAAUGAAAAAUACAAUAAU
Messenger RNA from Nicrophorus vespilloides, 575 nucleotides. RefSeq names its product 40S ribosomal protein S20 (gene RpS20). The transcript has 2 exons. Gene Ontology annotation, cellular component: ribosome; cytosolic small ribosomal subunit. Bases 116 to 478 code for a protein of 120 amino acids. NCBI's taxonomy places the organism in Eukaryota, Metazoa, Arthropoda, Insecta, Coleoptera, Silphidae. Gene Ontology annotation, biological process: translation. Gene Ontology annotation, molecular function: structural constituent of ribosome; RNA binding. The record is from RefSeq and is a predicted model, not a curated record.